Molecule: messenger RNA, 4750 nt
Organism: Telopea speciosissima
Lineage: Eukaryota; Viridiplantae; Streptophyta; Magnoliopsida; Proteales; Proteaceae
Product: CLIP-associated protein-like
Exons: 21
Coding region: 133-4446 (1437 amino acids)
Biological process (GO): microtubule cytoskeleton organization
Cellular component (GO): cytoplasmic microtubule
Molecular function (GO): microtubule binding
Source: RefSeq, a predicted model, not a curated record
CCCUUUUCAGUCACACACACUCUCUCUCGGCAAAUUUUAGCGAGGCACAUCGGCUAAAUCUAGAGCAGAUCUGCAGUUCGUUGACCAGAUCUCGAAAAGAAUCGGUGAGGUUGUUUGUUCCUCCUCACAACAAUGGAGGAGGCGUUGGAGAUGACUCGUUCUAAGGAUACCAAGGAGAGGAUGGCGGGGGUAGAACGGUUGUACGAGCUUCUUGAAGCUUCGAGAAAGAGUUUGUCGCCUGCAGAGGUUACUUCACUUGUCGACUGUUGCUUGGAUCUAUUCAAAGAUAACAAUUUUAAGGUUUCUCAGUUGGCUCUUCAAGCCCUAGCUUCUGCUGCUGUGCUUUCUGGUGAGCCUUUGAAGUUGCAUUUCAAUGCACUUGUACCGGCUGUGGUUGAGAGGUUGGGAGAUGGGAAACAGCCUGUUCGAGAUGCUGCGAGAAGGUCGUUACUUACUCUUAUGGAGGUUUCUUCCCCAACCCUCAUUGUUGAAAGAGCUGGGUCUUAUGCCUGGAUGCACAAGAGCUGGAGAGUCCGAGAAGAGUUCGCACGGACUGUCACAUCAGCUGUUGGUCUUUUUGCCUCGACUGAGUUACCCCUUCAGCGGGUUAUACUUGCUCCUAUUUUGCAGAUGCUGAAUGAUUCGAAUCCUGGUGUUAGGGAAGCGGCAAUUUUGUGUAUUGAGGAGAUGUAUACCCAGGUUGGUCCACCAUUUUGGGAUGAACUGCAACGCCAUCAUCUUCCUACAUCUAUGAUAAAACAUAUUAAUGCUAGACUGGAGAGAAUUGAACCAAAGAUUCGCUCUUCAGAUGGCCUUGCAAGUCAUUGUGCUGCUGGUGAAACAAAGCCUGCGAGUCUUAACCAGAAAAAGAGCAGUCCAAAGACUAAGAGUUCCACACGUGAGAUGUCUCUCUCUGGAGGAGAAGGUGAUGUUACAGACAAACCUAUAGACCCUGUUAAAGUGUACUCUGACAAGGAGCUUGUCCGGGAAAUCGAGAAAAUAGCAUCAACUUUUGUUCCGGAUAAAGAUUGGUCUAUUCGCAUUGCUGCCAUGCAGAGAUUUGAGGGCCUUGUCUUUGGAGGUGCAACUGAUUAUCCUAGUUUCCCCACACUGUUGAAGCAACUUGUUGCACCUCUAUGCACUCAGUUAUCGGACCGACGGUCUAGCAUAGUAAAACAGGCUUGUCAUCUAUUGAGCUUAUUAUCAAAGGAACUUCUGGGAGAUUUUGAGGCAUGUGCUGAGAUGUUCAUUCCGGUUCUUUUCAAGCUUGUUGUUAUAACCGUCCUUGUGAUAGCUGAAUCUGCAGACAACUGCAUAAAAACGAUGUUGCGGAACUGCAAAGUUUCCCGUGUACUUCCACGAAUUGCUGAUUGUGCAAAGAAUGACCGUAAUGCAGUGCUUCGUGCCAGGUGUUGUGAGUAUGCGCUUCUCAUACUAGAAUAUUGGGCUGAUGCACCAGAGAUACAGCGAUCGGCUGAUAUUUAUGAAGAUCUAAUUAAGUGCUGUGUAGCAGAUGCAAUGAGUGAGGUACGAGCAACUGCCAGAACUUGCUAUAGAAUGUUUGCUAAAACAUGGCCGGAGCGUUCCCGUCGCCUAUUUUUAGCCUUUGAUCCUGUCAUUCAAAGGAUUAUUAAUGAUGAAGAUGGAGGUAUGCCUAGAAGAUUUGCUUCUCCUUCCCUCCGUGAGAGAGGAGCACCAUUAUCACGUGCUCCAUCGCAAAUAACUAAUUCACCUGGAUAUGCAACUUCUGCUAUUGUUGCUAUGGACAGAAGUGCAAAUCUCCCAUCAAGGGCAUCACUUUCUUCUGGUCUGCUUCUUUCACAAUCGAAGUCUGUUGGGAAAGGCACUGAAAGAAGCCUUGAAAGUGUGCUGCAUGCUAGCAAACAAAAGGUCACGGCUAUUGAAAGCAUGCUAAGAGGUUUAGAUUUAUCUGACAAACACAAUUCUUCAACUGUACACUCAACUAGCUUGGAUCUAGAAGUUGACCCUCCAUCAGCUCGUGACCCACCAUUUCCUCCAGCUGUUCCUGCUUCGAAUCAUCACACGAAUUCUUUGUUGGCAGAUUCGACCACAUCUAGUAUUGCUAAAGGUGGUAAUCGUAAUGGUGGAUUUAUUAUGUCUGAUCUCAUCAAUCCACAAGUUCAAGCAUCCAAAGAUAAUGGUAAAUUAUCCCAUCACACGACAACUGAGCCUUUUUCAGCCCUAUCAAUGUCCUACACAACCAAGAGAGGUUCUGAAAGACAACAAGGAGGUUCAAUUGAGGAGAACACUGAUAUCAGGGCAAAUAGACGGUUUUUUAACACACACUUUGACAGGCAGUAUGUAGACAGUUCUUACAAAGAUAUGAAUUUCAGGGAUUCACAGAACAAUUAUAUUCCUAACUUCCAGAAGCCACUUUUGAGAAAGCAUGUGUCUGGACGGGUUUCUGCUAGUAGAAACAGUUUUGAUGAUAGCCAACUAGGAGUUGGUGAACUGUCGACCUGUGUGGAUGGUCCAACGUCUCUCUAUGACGCACUGACUGAAGGUCUCAAUCCUAGUUCUGACUGGUGCGUUAGGGUUGCUGCUUUUAACUAUCUCCGAACUUUGCUGCAGCAAGGGCCAAAAGGUGUCCAAGAAGUUACGCAGAGCUUUGAGAAGGUCAUGAAGUUGUUUUUCCAACACUUGGAUGAUCCUCACCAUAAAGUUGCACAGGCAGCUCUUUCAACGCUUGCCGAGAUUAUUCCAGCUUGUAGAAAGCCAUUUGAAAGUUACAUGGAAAGAAUCUUGCCUCAUGUUUUCUCGCGGUUAAUUGAUCCUAAGGAGUUGGUUAGGCAGCCUUGCUCGACAACUUUGGAAAUUGUGAGCAAGAGUUAUGGUGUAGAUUCUCUCCUACCUGCUUUGCUCCGUUCAUUGGAUGAACAACGGUCACCAAAAGCAAAAUUGGCUGUGAUUGAGUUUGCCAUAAACUCCUUCAACAUGCAUGCAACAAAUUCUGAAGGUUCUGGUAAUAGUGGCAUCCUAAAGUUGUGGCUGGCUAAGUUGGCACCUUUGGUCCAUGAUAAAAAUACGAAACUGAAGGAAGCAGCUAUAACAGGAAUUAUAUCAGUUUAUUCUCAUUUUGAUUCUACUGCAGUCCUGAAUUUUAUUCUCAGUGUGUCUGUUGAGGAACAAAACUCAUUGAGACGAGCACUGAAGCAGUACACCCCUCGAAUAGAGGUGGACUUGAUGAACUUCCUACAGAAUAAGAGAGAGCGCCUGAGAUCUAAAUCUUUCUAUGACCCAUCAGAUGUUAUUGCGACUUCUUCAGAAGAUGGAUAUGUGGGUGCAUCGAAGAAAGGUAACUUCUUUGGAAGGUAUUCAGCUGGAGCAGUUGAUGGUGAUAGUGGCAGGAAGUGGAAUUCCAUGCAAGAAUCUACUCAGAUCACAAACUCAUUUGGUCAAGCGCCUUCAGAUGAAACUAAGGAGCAUUCCUAUCAGAAUCUUGAUGCUAGUUCUACUAUUAGUUUCAAAGGCAAGGAUCUGAAUUUCGGUACUAGUACAAUGGUUGAGAACGUUGGAUCCUGGGUAAGCCGGGCUGAAAAUGUGGAUAAUAGUUUAGGUAUGGAGAGUUCUUUGUCAACUUCACAUCGUGACCUUAAUGGACUGGUGAACUCUGAUCACCUUGGAACUGGAUUGAAUGUUGGUCAAGAAAGUUCUCCUGAUGUGGAUCCUAAUCAAGAGAAGUCAAAUGCUGUUAAAAUCAACUCCAGUCCAGAUUCUGGACCUAGCAUUCCUCAGAUUCUUCACCAUAUUUGCAAUAGGAAUCAUGAGACUGAGAGCAAACGUGAGGCACUUCAGCAGUUGAUUGAAGUAUCUGUGGCCAAUGAUUACUCAAUAUGGACCAAGUACUUCAAUCAGAUUCUUACUGUGGUGCUCGAGGUCUUGGAUGAUUCUGAUUCUUCAAUCAAGGAACUCGCUCUUUCAUUGAUUGUUGAAAUGCUUAAGAAUCAGAAAGAUGCCAUGGAGGAUUCUGUUGAAAUUGUAAUAGAAAGACUGCUUCAUGUCACAAAGGAUACGGUUUCCAAGGUUUCAAAUGAAUCAGAGCAUUGUUUGACUGUUGUACUAUCUCAGUAUGAUCCGUUCAGAUGCCUUACUGUGAUUGUACCUCUAUUGGUUAGCGAAGAUGAGAAAACUCUUGUGACUUGCAUCAACUGUUUGACCAAGCUUGUGAGCAGGCUUUCCCAGGAAGACUUAAUGGCCCAGUUACCUUCAUUUCUGCCUGCUCUUUUUGAUGCAUUUGGGAACCAGAGUGCUGAUGUUCGUAAGACAGUUGUUUUCUGUUUGGUGGACAUCUAUAUCAUGCUCGGAAAAGCAUUCGUUCCAUACCUGGAAGGGCUUAACAGUACACAGUUGCGGUUGGUGACGAUCUAUGCUAACCGGAUUUCACAGGCCAGAACAGGCACAGCAAUAGAUGCCAACCAUGGUUAGUAGAUGAUUUAGCAUGGAUGGAAAUGGUGGCUCCACGGUGUUGUGAUAUUCUUAUUCAUUGUUGUGUAUUUGUAUAGUUUUGAAAUGUUUGAUUUUUAUUAGGAAAGGUAGGGGUUUGGCUUUGUGAGUGCUUUGGUUUUGGGGGAGUGCCGGUGGUGGUGUAACAAAAGUAGUGUGAAACUGUAUUUACAUGUGCCGAUUGAAUGAGUGAGAGUGUUGGGGGUUGUUUUUGAGUUGCAUAAAUAAUUGUAUUGAAGUGAGAGCAUAUAGUGGAUAUUGUACCCCUUCUGUGACGGGAACUGAA